UAAGCGUUUAAAAAGGAGGAGGGAUCGCUUGUCAGGAAUGUCUCAGAGCUGUGAAAAGAGCGUGUAGAGCUGCGAGUGGAUGUAGUGGGUCAGUCUGCACACCGAAUGAGAAACUGAGAGCUGAUGCGUUACGCCAAGGAAAGGCCGCAGCAGGAAGGUCUUUGAUUUCCUAGUUGUUCUGCAAAGGAGGCACAUGCUGAAGUGGAUAUUUCCCAAAAAGCUGCAUCAUUGAGGACUCCACCAACACUUCAGUAUGGAACAGUCAGCCAGCAGUUGCAUGCGGAGCCCUCAUACAGGUGGCGCUUUAUGGGGAUGCGUCAGGAGUCCUCAUUCGGGUGGCUCCGGAGCCGGGAUUCAGCCUUACCAGCAGGCCCCGUUCACCCUACACCAGAAGCAUGACUUCCUGGCCUACACGGACUUCUCCAGCUCCUGCCUGGUGCCAGCGCCACAUGCGUACCCUCGAGAGGACAGACUCUAUCCAGAGACGCACGGCGGGUACCAGAGGACAGAGUGGCAGUUCUCUCCAUGCGAGCCCAGAGGCAGAGGGCAAGAGCCGUGCCAGGGGGCGGCAGAGGCAGUGGGAGCUGAAAUGGACAGUGCAGGGGGAGACAGGCUGGCUGGAGCAGUCACUGGGUGUCUAGAAGGAGACUACUCACCUCAAAGUGUGCCAGCAGUCGACACUGAGAAAAAAAGCUCCAAGCGGAAAAGAGAAGUCACAGAUAUUCAGGACUCAAGCUUCAAGGCAGACUCGAACUGCAAGGCUAGAAAGGAACGAACAGCUUUUACCAAAGAGCAACUCCGAGAGCUGGAAGCAGAGUUCACCCACCACAACUACUUGACACGUCUUCGUCGCUAUGAGAUCGCUGUCAACCUUGACCUCACUGAGAGACAGGUGAAAGUGUGGUUUCAAAACAGACGGAUGAAGUGGAAGAGAGUGAAAGGAGGACAGCCCGCAUCUCCUCACGACCUUGAAGCAGAUGAGCUGGACUCGGCCGCUUCACCCAGCUCUGAGUGAAAAUCCAAUCGAGACAUUUGCUCAUAUUUACAGUCACCCCGGCCAAACACAGAGUCCAAUUUUUCACAAGUCCUUCCACGUAUCCCGUUUCACUGCUUCAUGGACAAAAGCGUCCGUGCUUCCUGUUGCUCUCUUCGCUCAGAUGACUAAUUAUCAACAGAGUUUCAACAGCUUGGAAGCACCAUCCACUUUCAGUCCACAUGUUUCACUUUCAUUCAUAAACAGAUCAAGUGAAAUCAGAGGCCUAUAAAAACCCAAUUACUCACGUGUAAAAACAAUUUAUAUUAACUGUUCAAGCCCUGGUUUAAUAGCUUUGACCUCCAGCCAUGACGGCAUGAUGUAGGUCUUUUACACUGUGGUGGUGGUGGUGGUGCCUGAAGCCUGAUCAGAACCACCUGUGAAGCUCUACAAACAGACGGACGGUUUCAGGAUCACACCAAACCAUCAGAGCAUCGAUAUUGUGUCUUUAUUUUUUAGCCUAAAUUGUGUUUUCAGGUUAGAAAAAAAAACAUUUUCUUGAAUUUUUUUUGUUCUUCUCUUUUUUAUAUGAAAUUAAUAAAGCACAGAUGUUGCAUAAACUGAGAAAAAAAUAAAUAUUUUUAAAACUGAUUUAA
Messenger RNA from Danio aesculapii, 1629 nucleotides. It is a transcript of the gene meox1, whose product is annotated as mesenchyme homeobox 1. Gene Ontology annotation, molecular function: DNA-binding transcription factor activity, RNA polymerase II-specific; RNA polymerase II cis-regulatory region sequence-specific DNA binding. The transcript has 3 exons. Gene Ontology annotation, cellular component: nucleus. Gene Ontology annotation, biological process: positive regulation of transcription by RNA polymerase II. Lineage: Eukaryota; Metazoa; Chordata; Actinopteri; Cypriniformes; Danionidae. Bases 254 to 1015 code for a protein of 253 amino acids. The record is from RefSeq and is a predicted model, not a curated record.